This is a messenger RNA of Alnus glutinosa, 2022 nucleotides long. RefSeq names its product carbon catabolite repressor protein 4 homolog 4-like. Gene Ontology annotation, molecular function: poly(A)-specific ribonuclease activity. The record is from RefSeq and is a predicted model, not a curated record. NCBI's taxonomy places the organism in Eukaryota, Viridiplantae, Streptophyta, Magnoliopsida, Fagales, Betulaceae. The transcript has 9 exons. Bases 388 to 1632 code for a protein of 414 amino acids.
UUUGUUUUCUUUUAAGCCCAACAAAGUGGUUUUCUAUUAAGUAUUAUUUUCCAAAAUAAAAGGUGUUGGCAAUUCCAAAUAUGGCUGACAGACCUAAGGUCACUUGAUUUUCUUCUGAUCUGAACCUGGUUUUCACUUAAUACUCCGCCUGACCUGCUUGAAAGGAGUUGUGUUGUUGUUAUGAACAUUGUCUAACUGAACCCUAUCUUUUGUUGGGCUAUUUUCUCUUUUUCAGUUAAUUUGUUAGCUAGUGAUAACCAUGUAAGAUGAAACUUUUUUUUGAAGAGAUGUAAGAUGAAACUUAAUGAUGGAUGAUGUUUCAUGAGGUUGCUUGUGCCAUUUGGAAUAUUUUUUUAGUCGAUUUGAGUUGUCUUGGAUUAUGCAUAAAUGAGUAGUCGAUUUGUAUGUUUGUUGGUGGAUUGCUGGCAGCACUCGGAAUGCUGUUGUGGGGAAGAUGAUGCGUGCCUUUCGAGGGAAAUGAAUGAUAGAAGUUUUGAGGACUGCGAGAGGACUUUGGAGGAGAUUAAGUCUUUAUUUUUCAACACAUUGUAUCUUAGGAACUGCUGCUUUUGUUUCACUUUUGGCAUCAGAUUCCAUCUGGUCUCGUAUAAUGUUUUGGCUCAGGUUUAUGUGAAGAGUUCUCUGUUUCCACACUCUCCAUCUCCAUGUCUCAGGUGGAAAGCUCGUUCGCAGGCAAUUUUAUCUGUUCUCAAGAACCUUGGGGCUGAUUUUCUCUGUUUACAGGAAGUUGAUGAGUAUGAUAGCUUUUACAAAGGAAAUAUGGAGAGUCAUGGAUAUUCUAGUAUUUAUGUCCAGAGAAAUGGGCAGAAGCGUGACGGAUGUGGAAUUUUUUACAAGCAAAACAGUGCAGAGUUGGUUUUAGAGGAGAAAAUAGAAUAUAAUGAUCUUGUAGAUUCAAUUCAAGAUGGAAAACUUUUGGGUGAUGACAAACAUGACGGUGUGCAGACCAAUGGAAAUAAAGGAGCUGAACCAAAAAAUGCUAACAUCAACGAUCUUCUUUUAGAUUCAGCAUUAAAACAAGCCCCAGAGGAUCGUGGAGAUCCUAAUGAUCCUUGUGUGAGACUAAAACGUGAUUGUGUUGGAAUCAUGGCUGCAUUCAAACUCAAAGAUCCUCCACAUCAUGUUGUUAUUGUGGCAAACACACAUCUUUACUGGGAUCCAGAAUGGGCUGAUGUCAAGCUUGCUCAAGCUAAAUAUCUUCUAUCACGCUUAGCUCAAUUUAAAACACUGGUUUCCAACAGACUUGAAUGUACACCUUCAGUAAUAGUAGCUGGUGACUUCAAUUCCACCCCAGGGGAUAAGGUUUACCAGUACCUUAUUUCAGGCAACUGUUCAUUGGCACAAGUGGUGGAAUGUUUAGAAGAUAUCCCUAUUCCCUUGUGCAGUGCCUAUGCUUUUACGAAAGGAGAACCACCAUUUACAAACUGCACCCCUGACUUCACAGAUACACUUGAUUAUAUAUUCUUUUCCCCUACGGAUAACAUAAAACCAGUCAGUUUUUUGGAGCUUCCGGAACCAGACUCGCCCGAUGUUGUUGGUGGAUUACCGAACUCUAGCCACCCAAGUGAUCAUCUACCAAUUGGUGUUGGAUUUGAAAUUACCAUGGAAUAAAUUAUCUCAUGGUGCAUGUGGUAUUUGCAUUCCCCAUCUCUCUGUCUCAAAGAAAGGGUACAACUGAGACUACUUGAAAAUUAUAUUAGUGGGUUGACAUGUUUUAUAAGACUCCUUUUUUUAAAAAAUAAAAUAAAAUGAUUAUGAGCCUUGAUAAUUUCUUUGCAAAUUGGCCUUCUAGAUUGUAAUAAGCAAACGCUAGUGUGUUUUUCCAUGUAAAUUUAAGGGGAAAAAAGGGAAAGAAUCAAGUAUCUACAUCUUUUGACAGAAAUAUUUCUAGGGACAUUUUGUUUGUAACAUUUCUUCUGGUUUUUUAUCCACUCUCACAAGUCACAGCUUCCAUUGAUCUUGGGGGAUAUUUGAUUUGUGAUGCUUGGGAAUAGUUUUUUA